CUGUUUUACCCCACAAAUUUCCUGAUCUACUUCACGCCCUCUGCUAUCGGGGCUUAUCAAAUCACAAAGAUUAUUUCUCCUCGGAAAUCCCAAUGUUCUGUUAGCUUUGUGAAGAAAUCGGUGUGUGUUAAAGGUGAGAUUGUUAGAGGUGUACCGAUGCUGAAAGCUGUGUGUGGUUGUCAACUCCGGAAAAGAAGAAAAAUCUUGUCUGGUUGGUCUAAGGUCUGCAUUAAGUCCUGGGAUAACCUUGAUGCUUAUGUGGAAAGUUUGAGAUAUAGAUCAAAAAUCAGCCCGUAUUGGGAAUCGGCCAAGUCUCUGCCUAUUGUCUGGGUUUAUAUGACUGGAAAUUUGGUGGUUGUGCUAUUCGUAGUGCUUCUGGAGUUGGAUAUUAAGUCUAAGGGUGGCCAGUUUAGUACCAUAAUCCUCAAGCUGAAGUCUCCAUGGUGCAAUAAAGGGCAUAGACCAUUCCCAUUCCAUAUUGACCUAGAAGCCUCCAUACAAACACAUGGUUAUCGAACACAUGCUCCAAAUAUCCGGGAUUUUUUUUACUGCACAUGUGGAAAGUACAUGGCCCUUGGGAAGCAAAAUCGUUUACAUAGGAGUGCACCAGUAUUUUGGCAAGCAGUAAUUCUUUGUGCAUACCUGAUGGCUGCUUCAGCGUUUCACUUUGAUCCAAGUCCCACGCAUGAUUUCACAUGAAAACCCCACUUGUCUGCCAGAGAGUGGACACCUGUCGGUAUCCAGGUUGUGGAUUUUGACAUGGAUCCCCAUGUUAUGGCAGACCAGCCUGCCGAGGAUGAAAUGGACGAGAAAAUCCAUGGUGUGACUACUCUGGAUGAGUGUUCAAUCACCAUGGACAAGGUAGCUGCCCUUCCAGCAUAUCUCAGGGAACCUAUUGUUUCCUUAGCAGCCAAAAGCAUGGAGAACCUUGUUGAUGGAGACGAGGAUCCGGCAUCUGAGGACCAUUUACGCCUAGAAAAAUUUGACCUGGGUGAAGAAAAUUUGGAGGAUGAAGAUGAAGAUGAAGAGAUGAUGCUGAGUGACGAGGAGCGUAAGAAACUGGAGGACAGCUGGACUGCCGAAGACAAGGAAAGGAUUAAAAGACAACAAUACACUUAUCUUGCAGAAGAUGGACUGAAUGAAGAGGAGAUGAAGAAGGUAGCUCUGGAUAGCCAAGACCUUGCAAAAUCCUUCAUGAUAUUCAGAUUGUGGUGGCAGAACAAAAGAGUGGUCAGUCUGCGGCCCCGUUGCCUCGAGGGAAAGAAUGUCUGUGCCCUCAAGUGGAGAAGACUGUUUUUCCAGGGACGUUUCAUUUGCUGCCGAAAGCUAAAGGGUUCUUCCCAGAAUUUUCCAACGGGGGAAAAUUGUCUACCCUUAUCGUUCAAGGGGACCCUGAGGGGUGGACUCUCCCAGAACAUACUCCAGGUUUACCAUGGCCA
This is a messenger RNA of Penaeus monodon (black tiger shrimp), 1439 nucleotides long. RefSeq lists its product as uncharacterized. The record is from RefSeq and is a predicted model, not a curated record. NCBI's taxonomy places the organism in Eukaryota, Metazoa, Arthropoda, Malacostraca, Decapoda, Penaeidae.